AUAUGGGAGUCUUAUAACCCUUCCACUUUCUAUCCCUGAGAAUACUUUAUCUGAAAGCAUUUCCUACCUGUUAAUUUGCCCUCCAGUAAUAUCAAUGAAAGUGAUACUGUCACCUUGAGAUAUAGUCAGUUCAAAACAAUAAGUUCAAACUGUUUUUAGUUAUACAUGCCCACGAGUUUCCCUGCCAGUUUUUUGUGGUUUUAUAAUGUUUUUUGUCUUACCUGUUCCUGAAGUGAAAGACCCCCAGAAACAGAGAAAACUGACUAUGCACAAAAUGCUGUCAAAUGCGCACAAUAAAAAUCCUGAAAGAUUUGUUUCUGUAUUCUUUCAGUUAGAGCAAUCUUAUUUGUUACAUAUACUUAGUAAACAAAUAGACAAAUAUUCUGAUUUUUUAAAUUGAUGGUGUCCCUUACAUUUUUUAUUUUUAAAUAUUUUCAGAUUUCUGUCUUAAGGACAACCAGUGAGAUUACUUUAUGGCUUGUACCAUUACUCUUUUCUACAUUCUUAGCAAAGUUCUAAUGGCCCCGUGAAGAAAUCUAUGCGUGAGAAGGCUGUGGAGCGGAGAAACGUUAAUAAAGAACACAACAGUAACUUUAAGGCUGGAUAUAUCCCAAUUGAUGAAGACCGUCUCCAUAAAACAGGCUUACGAGGCAGGAAAGGCAACUUGGCUAUUUGUGUGAUUGUUCUUCUUUUUAUUUUAGCUGUCAUCAAUUUGAUUAUCACACUUGUCAUCUGGGCUGUGAUUCGUAUUGGGCCCAAUGGUUGUGACAGCAUGGAGUUUCAUGAGAGCGGCUUACUGCGAUUUAAACAAGUAUCCGACAUGGGAGUUAUACAUCCAUUAUAUAAAAGUACAGUAGGAGGGAGGCGUAAUGAAGAUUUGGUUAUCACUGGAAAUAACCAGCCUAUUGUAUUUCAGCAAGGAACAACAAAACUUAGUGUUGAAAAGGACAAAACCUCCAUUACCAGUGAUAUUGGUAUGGAAUUUAUUGACCCAAGGACACAAAAUACUUUGUUCAGCACAGACUAUGAGACUCAUGAGUUUCAUUUGCCAAAUGGAGUGAAAAUUUUGAAUGUACAGAAGGCAUCUACAGAGAGGAUUACCAGCAAUGCUACCAGUGACCUAAAUAUAAAGGUUGACGGACGUGCCAUUGUUCGUGGAAAUGAAGGUGUUUUCAUCAUGGGCAAAACCAUUGAGUUUCGCAUGGGUGGUGAUAUGGAACUAAAGGCAGAAAACAGCAUUAUCUUAAAUGGAACUGUGAUGCUCAGCACGUCUCGACUGCCAAGUUCUUAUGGGGAAAAGUUUAAUAAUGUUGACUGGCUGCGCUAUAAGCUCUGUAUGUGUGCAGAUGGAACUCUAUUUCGAGUUGAAGUAAAGACCCGCAACAUGGGUUGUCAAACCGCAGUCAACCCGUGUGGAACCACAGACUAAAUGCAAAGUACUGGGAUCAGAGCAAUCAUGAGAGUUCAUUUACGUUUUUACAUUUGUGUGUAUAAAACAAUUGCAUGCCAAUUAUUUCUGUUUUUACAACAGUUUAUUAUAAUAUUUAUUACAUAACAUUUUUAGCACAGCAGUAUUAGGUCUGUUGCAUAAUUUCAGUAUUUACAAUAGAGUAUUUACCAAAAUAAUGGGUCUGAUUUAGCAAGAUACUUAAGCACAUGCUUCAACACGCACACUUGUCAAGUACCUUGCUGAAUUGAGGCCAGUAAGAGAGAUUUACUGGGGGACUGAUCCUAUAAGAUACUGAGCACCUCCUUGCCUCUGAAGUGCUGUUUUACGUCCUCUCACCUCAGGACUCUGAGAAGUUGCUGGAAUCUGCAUGGAGUGAGGUGUAGAGUUGGGAGGAUGCACAUUGUUCCACCUUUGGCUCUGCAGAGAUUCCUUGGAAAAAGCAAUACAGUUUGCAGCUCUGUUACUUGUUCCAUAGAGCCUCUUUUUUGUUGUGCAGAUCAUUCUUUAAGAAGCGGACUUUGGGAUAACAGUGGUAAGAGGGACUCUCUGGCAACAUGGAGUCAUGCUUUGUGGCAGUGGUAGGAAACCAACCACAAAGGAAUAAUUGGGCUUUCCAGUUCUUUAGAGAUAAACCCUACAGGAAGGGGCCAAAAGGCAAUCUGGCUUCUUUUAUAUAGAUGUGUUAUGUGCUGAUUUUCAGCCCACCCUCAGCCAGACCUUCAUGAUUGCAACAGUAAUUAUUUAGAGUGCAGCAAAGGUCAGUCAUCUAAAUAACUGCUUUGUAGCGACAAUCUGUACCCGACAUCCAAGUAACCAUUUCUUCAUCUCCAAAUAGCCAUACUCACACUUCGGAUGCAAAAACAAAGGCUAGCUUUCAAAACUGUAGCCCUGUAAAUGCAGUGAAAUCUUUAUUCAAAUAGAUUCAGUUUUUAUUUGCAGUUGAUGCAUAUUGACUAUUGGAAUCUAAUAUGAACUCUUGACAAUUUUCUUUUGAUUAUUUUCAAUUAAUUAGAGACAAGCAUACGCUGACUUAUUUGAUCCUUAAGACAUUAAGAAAAAUCUGUGCCCAACAUUUUAGGCAGAACUGGGACAGUCAAUUAUUGUACUGUAUCUGCUUUGAUAUUUAGAAGCUUGUAUUCUACUUUGAAAACCCAUUUUUUAUUUUUUUUAUUUUUGGAGGGUAGCAAAACAGCAUGUAUUCAAAUACUUGAUCAUGUAGUAGUAAAUAUAAAAUGAAUGCAGAAAGCUGAACAAUAACUAUUCACAUAGAUAGAAACAAAAGUAACAAAUUCUUAAUGGGAAUCAAAGGAUAAUACAUUUUCUGGUUUCAGAGCACAUCUAUAAUUUGACUCAGUAAAGAUGGCAGCUGCUGCCCAACUGUUAAGAUAUGUAUUUUUUUUCUUUAGGAGAAUAAGUUGCUUCUUUGUAAGGAUGUGCCAUACUUUAUUCAACCAGAAGCUUAGAGAAGAAAUUGGGAAUUAAACUUUUAGGAAGCAAUAGAAAGCCAUUAAGUAGCUAUAAAAAAAAAUUGUGGAUGGAAUCAAUUCUGCUACUGGGAAUAGCAGUAUCAAUAGCAGGCCAAUGGAUGUAGAUGUAUGGGGAAAUCCCAUAUCAUACUAGCUUGCAUUUUGACCAUUUCCCAAAACAUUUAUGUGAUAUGCAGUCCUACCAUACGUGAAUGAAAGCACCUACAACAGAAUCCUAUUUAAUUUCCAAUUGCUUCUGCUAUGCAUUUCAAUGUCUGUUUUUUAAAAAAAUAAAAAUUCUCUAGAUUCAGAAUUAUCGUGGAAAUGUAUUUCCAUACAUCAACAUUAGUUCACAGUUAUUGUUUCAGCAGAAUUAUUCAUUUUUUUCAUGUUUGAAAUGUUUAGUUGGCAAUACUGAUAUUUGAAAUUUAUCAGAAGUAUUUCUUGAACUCCCAGCAUUUUAAUAUAUAAGUACCAGCCUAGUUAUGCUACAUUUUUAAAUUAUAUAAGGUAUUUAUAAUAUAUUUUAUUUAUGUUGCUGAAGUGAGGUGUUUCAAAGGUGUAUUGAUAUUAGCUUUCCUCUACUAUAUUAGGGGAACACAGUUUUUUCCUGGGUACCUUCAUAAAAGAUAUUCUAUGGUAUUCUACAGGUGAGGAUUCAAAACACUGUAAUAACACUACUGUAGGCCAUAGUGAUUGAGACCAUUACUUUUCUAAAUUAAAAAAAAAAAGUGUAGCUAUUUACAAUGACUAGAAAUAUAAAUUUGUUACUAAGUAAACUGGUAUUUAAAUUCUAAAAUGUUCUGUAGUUCUAAACAUGACAGUAAUCUAGGUCCCAAUUCUGCACUGUAUGGAAGCAUCUGCCUAAAUUUAACAUCAAUAGAAUAAAUACAUGCUUAAAAGUUAUGCAAGUUCUUGUGUAUCGUGAUGAAUUGGGGUCUUAAUGAAACCUUUACACUUUGAGAAUGAUGGCAGCUUUUAUUAAAACCCUCUUAACUGUUUCUGGAGAGAGAAUAAUGUAUUACAAUGUAAAAACUAAACUUGCUAAUUAUAAGGCUUUUAUACUUAUUACCGUUAGUUAGGAAUAGUGUUGUUUUCUAAUAGCCACUAGUGAUCUUAAUAAUGGAGGCCAUGUAAGUGAUUUCCUGUGAAUGGUUAUUAACAGGCUGUACUAGACAAUAAAUUUCUAGUACUAAUAGGUUUACAAAUGUUACACAUUAACUUCCCCACUGAAUGUGGUACUUAUGAAAAGAUAAAUAAAGUCUAAUCUAGUUUUA
Molecule: messenger RNA, 4193 nt
Organism: Trachemys scripta elegans
Lineage: Eukaryota; Metazoa; Chordata; Testudines; Emydidae
Gene: SGCB
Product: sarcoglycan beta
Exons: 6
Coding region: 539-1429 (296 amino acids)
Biological process (GO): muscle organ development
Cellular component (GO): sarcolemma; sarcoglycan complex
Source: RefSeq, a predicted model, not a curated record